Molecule: messenger RNA, 2722 nt
Organism: Xiphophorus maculatus (southern platyfish)
Lineage: Eukaryota; Metazoa; Chordata; Actinopteri; Cyprinodontiformes; Poeciliidae
Product: gastrula zinc finger protein XlCGF57.1-like
Exons: 2
Coding region: 229-2100 (623 amino acids)
Source: RefSeq, a predicted model, not a curated record
GAAGCGAACGAGAUGUUAGCAUCGAGCUUCCAGACUUCCUCGUUUAUCGUCGAUUCGGAAGCGGUUUGUGCCUCGUAGCUGAACAUUUCAGUGUCUGCAGUGACGCUUCAGAAAGAGACUAACGGAAAUAAACUGCGUCGUCCUUCAGGAGGAAGAAGUCGAUCAAACUUCCGGGCACCAGCUGGAAAACCCGAAUCACCUCGGAACCUGCAGGUUUUCCACAGCAUCAUGUCUGUUACUUCUGAGGUUCUGCCUGAUGACCUUCUCAUAACCAAAGAGAGACGGAUAAAAGAGGAAGAGGAGGAACCAGAACCACAGAUGAUUGAGACAAACUGGGAACCAGAACUUCAGCCAAUCAAAGCAGAACAAAUUCAGCUUUGGGUCUUUCAGGAUGAAGGGCAACUUUUAGUGAAACAGGAGAGCAGCGCCUCAAUGGUGACUGCUGCUGAUGAGGAAAUAUUCCACAAAGACCCAGAACUGGAGCAGAGGAUGGAGACAAAGGAGGAACCAGAACCUGUAGAGAUUAAAACGGAACCAGCAGAACCAGAACCGGUGAGGAUUAAAGAGGAACAUGAGGAUUUCUGCAGUGAUCAGGAUAAAGAUGAUCCUGUGGUGAAGCAGGAGCCUGAAGCCUUGAUGGUGACUCCUGCUAAUGAGCAAAAACACAUCAUUGAUCCGGAACCAAACAGGAACCAGCUGUUCUCUGGAAACCAUCCUGCAGAUGUGAACCAACAUCAACAAGGAAGCAACCAGGAAGUUUCAGGAUCCAGUAAAGACCUGCAUCCGGAGAACUGCAGAAAUUACAGGGACAAUGUGGAUAUUUCAGAACUAGAAAGGCAAAGAUCUGCUGCGUCCCGUUGUAGCGUAUGUGGUAAAUGUUACACUAAACCUUACUACUUGACUGCUCACAUGAAAACACACACGAGGGAGAAGGUGUAUUGUAAAAUUUGUGGUAAAUCUUUCAGAAAGCACAGGAACUUGACUGUUCACAUGAAAAUUCACUCAGGUGAAAUGCCCCAUGUUUGUGAAUUGUGUGGUAAAUCUUUCAGAAAGAGUUGCGAGUUAACCCAUCACCUUGCGACUCACACAGACGAGAAGCCGUUUAGUUGUGAAUCUUGUGGUAAAUCUUUCAGAGAUCGUUCUUAUCUAUCCUACCAUAUCAAAAUGCGGGCAGACGCAAAGCCGCUUGCUUGUAAGGUGUGCGGUGAAUCCUUUUACUCUUCCUGUCUUUUAAGUAGUCACAAGAGAACUCACACAGCUGAGAGGUCUUUCUCAUGUCUGACCUGUGGAAAGGAUUUUGCCAUGCAGUCUAAGCUAACUGCACACAUGAGAAUUCACUCUGGGGAGAAGCCGUACUCAUGUAGCGUUUGUGGUAAGACUUUCAGAGUUGCCAGUCAGUUGACUGUUCAUGUAAGAACUCACUCGGGUGAAAAGCCAUAUUCAUGUAACGUUUGUGGGAAAACGUUCAGAGUGGCCGGUCAAUUGACUGUUCAUACAAGAACUCACACAGGUGAGAAGCCGUACACAUGUAAUGUUUGUGGUAAGACUUACAGGCAGGCCGGUCAGUUCAGAGUUCAUGUAAGAACACACGCAGAUGAAAGGCCCUAUUCUUGUGAGCUGUGUGAUAAAUCUUUCAGAGAGAGAUAUCAUUUAGCUAAUCAUCUUAACACUCACGCAGAAGAGAAGCCUUAUCCCUGUGAGCUGUGUAAUAAAUCCUUUCGAUGUGGUGGUCGUUUAUCUAAACACCUUAAGACUCACACAGCUGAAAAACCUUUCUUGUGUUUGACUUGUGGGAAAGAUUUCACCCAGCAGUCUGACCUAGACGCGCACAUGGAAACUCACAAAGCUGAAAGGCCAUAUCCUUGUGAGCAAUGUGAUAAGUCUUUCAGAGAGAGUAGUCAUUUAGCCAACCACCUUCGGACUCACACAGCUAAGAAGCGCUUUCCUUGUGGAUCAUGUGAAAAAUCUUUCAGAUGGAGUUCUGAGUUAACCAAUCACCUCAGAAUUCACACAGGUGAGAAACUCUUUAGUUGUGCAUCUUGUGAGAAGUCGUUCACGCAGCACAGAGAACUGACCCUCCACAUGAGAACUCACCAAUGAUGGGAAUAAUGGAGUUAAAUUAAACAACGUUCCAUUUUUCAGGAAGGGAGUAGUCUAAUUACUAUUUCAGUUGUUACAUUGUUGCCAUUACUGACAAUAAACUGCGGCACAUUACUGUGAAUCACCGCACUGAAGGUUCAAAUAGUCCUUAUCUGUCAGAUAAUGUAAAUGAAUGUUUGUAGAUGUGAUUUUGGCCUGGAAAACAUAAAACGCAUGAAUCUGUAAGUGAAAUGUAAUGUAUUCCCCAGUAGCAACGUUGUUCUUUAUGUCAGUUAUAAGGAACUUGGAAUCUCACGAAUGUCACAAGUGGCCAUGAUGGCGGUGCUGCUGCUAGCAGGCGCAGCCUAAAGCUAGUGAGGCUAGCAUAAGCUCGGUGUAAAAAGCUGACGCAGUCAGAGACAUCAACGCUUGGUUUUACACAACGCAUUAUUGUAGUUUCCUGUUUUUAACUCCGUCUCUUCAGUGUCCAUGUAUUGAUUCAGUUUUAUGAUAAAUGUUUCAAUAUAUAUUUUAAAGUUCUAGUCAGACAAGAUUCAAAAUGCAUUUACAGUAUUAUGUGUUUUCUAGCCACAUAGUAUCAUUUUAUAGCAUAAUCAACUAACUAUGAUAUGUUCGGUUGUUA